This is a messenger RNA of Vigna angularis (adzuki bean), 2484 nucleotides long. Its product is annotated as type 2 DNA topoisomerase 6 subunit B-like. Gene Ontology annotation, cellular component: condensed chromosome. Lineage: Eukaryota; Viridiplantae; Streptophyta; Magnoliopsida; Fabales; Fabaceae. The record is from RefSeq and is a predicted model, not a curated record. Gene Ontology annotation, molecular function: protein-macromolecule adaptor activity. The transcript has 12 exons. Gene Ontology annotation, biological process: reciprocal meiotic recombination; meiotic DNA double-strand break formation. Bases 845 to 2329 code for a protein of 494 amino acids.
ACAUGGGACGCAACCCAAGAAAAUUUGGAACUGCGCUCUUUGAAUCAACCUCCACUUUUCUCUCUAUCUUCUCCUAAUUUUCCUGGGGCACUCUCGACUUAAGGGAUGUCAUGUUAAUAUCCGUUCACGCAUAUCCGUUUAAGAAUAUUUACAUCCGUGGCUCAUCCCUACUUUAAUGAGCGGCCUAUUGCUUACUGCACCUCCAUAAUUACUAACUGCAUCUCACAAUGUCAGGAAAAGAUUCAAACACCUUUCACUACUGUACCCGCGCCACCACUAUCAUGGCUUCCACCAACACCUCUGUUGCAAAGAAAGAAGCUAAAAAAUGUAGAAAAAACUCACUUUGAAAUUUUUUUUUCAUGUGUUUUGGAAAACUCUGUCCAUAAUACAUUUCAUGUACGGGUAUUCCGAACAACUUAUUCCCGAAAGCAUUGAGUUUAAGAAUUUUUUUUUUCAAAAAUUCUUUUGUAGAAAAAAUUAUUCUGAAACACAUUUUAUACGUUCCUGAAAUUCUGUUAUGGAAAUUAUAUUCUAAAAAUUUCGUUUCAAAAAUUCUGUUCCAAAAAUUCUGUUUUGAAAAUAUUAUUCCCGAAAUCCCAGAAAACUUGUUCCCAAAAGAUUUUGAAAUGUGUAAUUCGGAAGUCACGUUUCCAAAGAGCAAAAUGUCAUUUCAAAAGUAUGAGGCGUGCGUGCGUGAAGAAAUUGUGGGGGUUCCGAAAGUAAAAGCCCAAUGGGCGUCACCAUGGGUCAUAACAUGGGUCAACCGCGUUCAGAAUGUUAUAGUUUCUAUUUUCGAAACCGUUGUUUUGUUUCGCGCGCGAAUUCCAGAAAGUUUUGAUUCUGAAUGGAGUUUUCUACGGUUCAGGAAUUGUGCUUACAUUUAAUAUCUUCAGCGUAUCAAAGAUGCCGAUUAUCGGAGCAGAUUUGCAGACUCGCAAUCAUUCUCACUCGCUCUUCAUCUGUGCAUCCUUCUCUUCGAAUUUCAAUCUCCGAUACUGGCAUUGGGAGCUGCUUAGAGGAAUUUCAAGACUUAAGGUUUUCUUCCACGGAUUUUGCUGACAAUUGGGAUGGAAUACUUUCUCUCAAAACCACCAGCAUUAUGGAUACCGAGAUACAUAGUUAUCAGAUAAACCUGAAAGAAAGGGGUUCCUCUAGAAUAACAAGACUACCUUCAAACACAAAAAAUGGGGCAAAAUUCAGUGGUAGUGAAGCUUAUCUGUCUUGUUUUGUUAGCCGUGAUCUCUUACUGUCUGAUAUCCAUACCUUUAUACAGAAGAUGCAAAUUUUAAAGAUUCCUAAUAUUGCAAUUCAAUUGGUAGCAGAAGAUUGCGAUGAUCCGGAAUCACGAUAUGAAAAGAUUUUUCUUGCGAAUGAGUGCAAGCAAUUACCAAUGUCGGCAUCAAAUCUAGAACUUCUUAAGUCAGGCAUAGAAGACUAUGUAGUUAAGCAUGGAAAUAAUUUAAGUAACAUGUGUAACUCUUGCUUCCCAAGUUGGGAGCAGCUCAAAGUUGGAAUUGGGGUAGCUUGCUGCACUGAUAAUCGUUUAAACACGGAACUGGUGAUGGAGGCAGUCAUAUUAAUGAGUAAUAUAUCAAUGCAGAACAUUGCGUGCUUCCGGGAAUAUGAUAAUAGAACAGAGGUUUUGUAUUUCAAGGACUUUUCACCUUGUACAAUCUCCCGAUCAUCUAUGAAGGCAUUGCAAAGCAUUGACUGGAAAACAUAUGGCUUAAACUUAAGGGGUACAGUAGAGCAAGAUGGCGUUACAUUACUAGAAUGGGAAAACAUGCCUACAGAUACACACAUUGAUAUUGUGCUCCACGUAUAUCAUAAACAAUAUCCAGCAUUGGACAAAUCCUUUUUAUCUUUAUCAGAGACAGUUAAAAGUGUUUUACAUAGACACAUUGUUAAGACCAUGAUACCAGCUCCUAGGAAAUUGUCUCCACUUGACAGAAACCUUGUUAAGAGAGCAGUUAAACUUUCACUGGAUGAUUUGAAGGCGAAUCAUUCCCAGGAUUUUUUAAGUUCACGUGCCCUUCAGAUUCGCAGUUAUGCCCCUGAUCUCGCAAAAACUAUUGCUGGGCUGAUAUUGUCUUCCAGCGAUUUGGAUUUCCAGGGAGAAUGCUUUUCUCUUCUUGGAUUACAGUCUCAAGAAGUUGGAACUGAAAUUGUGGAAAGCUGUAUUGAAGAAAGGAUUGUUUCAGUUAUAGAGAUGAACGACAAGAAGCCCAACAAUUCUCAACAGGUCGCACCUUACCUUUUCGAAGAAUUAGAAAACCCUGUCCGGGAAUCAGAAUUUCAAGAAAACGAUUUCAGCCCCUUGGACUUUUAACUCUUGCAAGGUUUUCCUGCAUCCUUAGUUCAUCUUUCAAAAUGGUAGUAUUCAUAAUUCAUAGUAUACGUAUAUUUGUACCAAUGUGACGUCUGAUAUCGAUGAAGCUUCAAACUCAAAGAUAUUUUUUGUGUAUAGAUCACUUAAUUUAAUCA